UGGAAGUCGGUAGCUACGUCCUCAUACAAAUCAUACUGUCAGUCAAAGUUGUGGUUUGUAGAUUAAAAAGGAAGAAAUUGCGGAUUUUCAGUCGCGCUAAUCUAUUCGAGGUGAUCCGGAAGGUAUAACGUGUUUAUCGUAAUGUUUCUACGCGUUUGGAGAUGAACGGGAUCGCCGCGGUAUGGAAAACAAACUUUAUACUGUAAUCAUGGGCUUGUCACUCACUGCGUUGAUCUAUAGCAGUCGUUGCAUGUAUGGUUUCUAGCAUGCCACGCAGGCAACAGGCUUAUCUGCAAAAGAAGAACAGUGAAAGCACAUCUCACACGUGGACAAAAUCGUAGGAACUAUUUUUAGACAUGCCCAGAAAGUAAUAUUUAGUAAGAAUCCGAGAAUGAUGAAGCUGAGGAGAUACUUGAGGGGCAGUGGGAGGGUGCUGGCAUUCGUGUUCAUCGCAUCGAUCAUAUGGCUGCUGUUUGACAUGGCAGCUUUACGCAUGUCAAUAAACGACGUGAACAGUCAAAUGCUGAAGGAGAGAGUCAUCAAAGAGAGGGAGAUUUUCAAGCAACAGUCCAAAAUGUCUCAAGUGAUAAAGGGGGGAUUUGGACACCCAGUUCAAAGGGUCAUACCAAGCGUGAAACAAGCCAGUAAUGAAGCUAUGCAUGUUCAUGACUUGGCUGAAAAUGUGUACAGAGGGAGGAGAAAAGGGCAAAUUAUUACAGACAAGCGGGUGGAUUCUAAAGAAAAUGAUCCUCCAAAAAAAUUACAAACCGAAAAGCCUUCCAAAGUACGAGUGGAUUUGGACAUCAAUGAACAGCAUCAGUUGGAUUCCAGUAAACCUAAACCUAAACCUACUACAAAGACUGCUGCUAAAGUUGUUGUAGCUAAUGAAACCAAACUUCAGUCUAGCAUUCAAGAAGGUAAAAUAGUAGAACUUCCAAAGAAAAAAGAUGAUGUUGCACCAAAGCCACAAGGCAACUUAAACAUUGGACAAGCUAAGACAACCGCACAAUUUAAGGUUGAGAAAGAGAAAGAGCCACACCCUGUUAAAACAACUACCAAACCACCCAUUAAGGAUGUAAAAAGUCAGGUAAACAGGACAAUUACAGAAACGCAAGUCAAGACAGCUGUCAAAGAUGAAGCAGUAAAGGCGAAAGAAUUACUCCAAUCUGUGCCCAAACACCAGGAGAAAGUGGACCUCAAAGAAAAUGUCACGGUUGUUAGGAAAGAGCCAGGUGUCCAUAAAGUGCUUUCACUAGAUAUGACUCAGGCUCCCAGAAAUCCCAACGCAGUGGGCCAGUUCGGUCAUGCUGUUAUCCUGGGCGGCGAAGAGGAUGCAGAAGUGCAGAAGAGGUGGGCCGAGGGGCAUUUUAAUGUCCACUUAAGUGACCAGAUUCCCUUAGACAGAGCUAUCCCGGAUACAAGGCCUGAGACGUGUAAAGACAAUCUGGUCCACAAUGACUUACCUUCCACCAGUGUGAUCUUCUGUUUCGUGGAUGAAGUUUGGUCCACGCUUCUUCGCUCGGUGCACAGUGUUCUUAAUAGAUCUCCGCCGCAUCUCCUCAAGGAAAUUAUUCUGGUGGAUGACUGCAGCACCAGAGAUUAUUUGAAGGAGCAGUUGGAUAACUACAUGGCCCAGUUUCCCAAAGUUAAAAUAGUCCGUCUGAAGGAGCGUCAAGGUCUGAUCAGGGCCAGAAUGGCUGGAGCAGCAGUGGCCAAAGGUGAAGUUCUGACUUUCCUGGACUCACACAUUGAAUGUAAUGUGGGCUGGUUGGAGCCGCUAUUGGAGCGAGUCUAUCUGGACCGCAAGAAAGUACCCUGUCCAGUUAUUGAAGUCAUCAGUGACAAAGAUAUGAGUUAUGUUCUGGUUGACAACUUCCAGCGUGGUAUCUUCAAAUGGCCUUUGGUGUUUGGAUGGAGCCCUCUGUCUCAAGAUUACAUUAAGAAGCAUAACAUGACCAUAGCAGAUCCCAUCAGAUGUCCAGUCAUGGCUGGGGGACUCUUCUCCAUAGACAAGAGCUAUUUCUACGAGCUUGGUGCGUAUGAUCCCGGCUUGGAUGUGUGGGGCGGAGAGAAUAUGGAGAUCUCUUUCAAGAUCUGGAUGUGCGGAGGAGAAAUAGAGAUCAUCCCUUGUUCCAGAGUGGGGCAUAUUUUCAGGGGGCAAAACCCGUACAAGUUCCCCAAAGAUCGACAGAAGACAGUGGAGAGAAACCUGGCCCGGGUGGCUGAAGUGUGGCUGGACGAAUACAAAGACCUUUUCUACGGACACGGAUACCACCACCUGCUGGACAAAAACAAUAUUGACAUUGGCGACCUCAAAGACCAAAUUGAACUGAGGAAAAAGCUGAAGUGCAAGAGCUUCCAGUGGUACUUGGAAAACGUGUACCCAGACGCAGACGCCCCUGUAGUCAAAGCAGAGGGACUGGUGUUCAAUCAAGGUUUGAGAAAAUGUCUCACUCUCCAUAAAGGAUCUCUCCUCUUUGAAACCUGUGAUCUGAACCAGCAGAGUCAACACUUUAAUUACACUUGGUUGAGAAAUCUCCAGCAGCAGAACGUUUGCGUUGCCCCACAGAACAAAGAGGGCGGUGUUGGUUUAUUCUUGUGUGAGCGGGCCAAUGUACGAUUCCGAUGGAACCACAAACUGGGCAACUCGGCAUUGGGCGACCACUUCAUAACCGACUACACUGGCCGUCGCAUGUGUCUGGAGGCUGCACCCAAAGGAGACGAUGUCCUACUUCGACUAUGUGACCACAAUAGUGCUUUUCAGAAAUGGGAAUUGACACAUUACUUUGCCUAAUCUUCAGACUGGAAUGAACUGUGGUCCUACAGCUUCAAUGUAACUUGGAAUCGCUUUGGUGGUGGACUUUUCUGGGGGCUAUUUGUGUGAAUGGGAUUGUGCAAUGUUUUUAUUUGUUUUCAGUGGUGGAAUGUAACACAGUAAAAGUAGCAAUGAACUGUAAAGUGCAGAUACCUAGAAUUUACACUUCAGCACAUUUUACAGUGGAUAUUUUUUACUUUUACUUUUACAUUUGAGAGCCGAUAUCCGUACUUUCUAAUCCACAACAUGUUUGAACUGGAUUGAAAAGUAAAAGUAUUUUUUUUAUUAUAGUUUGAGACCUGCUGAAAAGGCGGAGCAUUCAUUUUUAACUAAUUUGUAGUUUGAGCUAACAAAAAUACAACAACAAAUAAAUCAAAUAAAAACAGCUAGAAGAAAUAUUGAUUCAGCUGUUUCUGCUGAACAAAAUUCAGCAAAAAUCUUUCUUAAAAUCACUACAUCUAAAGCUUUAUUAGAUUUCAAAGUACAACUGCAAUACUGCAAAAUACUUUUACUUUUUUCUCUUUAAGUGCAUUUUUAAACAGGUACUUUCCUACUUUACUUAAGUAGAUUCUUUCAUGUCAUACUUUUACUUUUACUUUAGUGUUUUGUUGUUUUUUUUUUGCUGCAGUAUCUGUACUUUUACUUAAGUAACAAAAUUGAAUACUUCUUCCACCACUGUUUGCUGUGCCUAAUGGAGAAACAAAAAUGCCUAUAUGUCCUUAAAAGACUGUUAGGGCCAUAGACUGUAUACAUAAAUGGACAUAGCAAACCCUUGAGCCGCAGUGUUCCAAACAGAAAUGAGCAUGGGGGUACUUCCUGCUUCAUCAACUCUGGCUUCAAUUGAGUUUACAUUGAAAAAUUGUCACUCUUUCUGUAACUGCUGCAGUGAGUCUCGUCAUUUUGGUCUUAAAAUGUCCUUAUUGACCCGUUCUACAUAGUUCUGGUGUUUUUAGUUUGCGAUUUUGUCUAUUCUUAAUAUGAAACCUCUCUCCAAAUUCACUCCUGUAACUGCCAGCCUCGAUGAGCUUCAUUUGACUGGAGCCAAACACUAUGGGUGACGUCACACUCCCUUAGUCCACUUCUUUAUACAGUCUAUGGUUAAGGUUAUGGUAUAACAUAUCAUUUUUUUGCCAAAGAGCCUUAUCUAGAUUUGAAAAAAAGUAGCUGGAAUCAUAUGUAUACAUUUUGUCUCUGUCUGUAUAUAUUUUUGUUACGUGCUUUUUCUGACGUGCCAUUGUGUUUAAUGUAAUGUAAAGUAUUUGAUGUGUUCAUGGAGAAUUCAGGACUUCCUGGGUUGCAAAGAAGAGUGCCUGUUAAUUAUGAAUCAAACAUACCAGUGAUUUUCAAUACCACUUUAAUUUUUUUUCUACAUCUCGUCUGAAAGCAUUUUUGAGUAUCAUGGCACUUUGAUUUUAUAAUUUCAAAGAAUAAUGUUUAUUAUUUAUACAACUGCCUAAUUUAAAAUCUCAAGAUCAUGAGGCAAUGGCAAAUAUGAUGUAUGAAGCUGUUGCAGUAUGCAGUAAUCACGUAUGAGGCAAUUAAAAAAGACGAGCCAGAAUCAUUUGUGAAUGUGACGAUUGUUGUUGAUUUUGUUUUUUGUCACAAGGGGGCAGUAUUGUUCAAAACACUACUCAGUCAGGGUUGCUAUUUAAUGAGAUUUUACAGAAAUCUUUUGUGAAAUAAAUCAUAAGUUUUCUAUAAAGCAAA
Boleophthalmus pectinirostris (great blue-spotted mudskipper) is the source of this 4522-nucleotide messenger RNA. Its product is annotated as polypeptide N-acetylgalactosaminyltransferase 5. Lineage: Eukaryota; Metazoa; Chordata; Actinopteri; Gobiiformes; Gobiidae. The coding region runs from base 392 to 2794 and encodes 800 amino acids. Gene Ontology annotation, cellular component: Golgi apparatus. The transcript has 10 exons. The record is from RefSeq and is a predicted model, not a curated record.